Colletotrichum chrysophilum is the source of this 1398-nucleotide messenger RNA. RefSeq lists its product as uncharacterized. The record is from RefSeq and is a predicted model, not a curated record. Gene Ontology annotation, biological process: carbohydrate metabolic process. Gene Ontology annotation, molecular function: beta-glucosidase activity. The transcript has a single exon. Bases 1 to 1398 code for a protein of 465 amino acids. Lineage: Eukaryota; Fungi; Ascomycota; Sordariomycetes; Glomerellales; Glomerellaceae.
AUGGCGAACGAAGCCGCCAUGUUCCAGGCCGGCGAUCUAGUUGCCUAUAGUCAAAUCACUGGUCACGACCUGCCCGUCGAAGAGCUUCGCUUGCCUGCCGAAUUCGCCUGGGGGACUGCCACCGCAGCCUUUCAAGUCGAGGGUGCUGUUAACCAGGACGGCAAGGGUAAAUCCAUCUGGGAUACCUACACUCAUCUAGAGCCAUCGCGAACCAAUGGCCAGAACGCCGACGUUGCCUGCGAUCAUUACAACCGUGUAGAUGAGGAUGUGGCUCUUAUGGCAGCUCUUGGUGUGGACGUUUACCGCUUGUCCCUGGCCUGGACUCGCAUAAUACCCUCCGGAGGUCGGAAUGACGCCGUCAACGAGAAGGGCAUUGCUUUCUACAACAACCUCAUCGACAAACUUCUGGCCCAUAACAUUGAGCCAGUGGUUACUCUAUAUCACUGGGAUCUACCCCAGGAGCUCUAUGAUCGUUAUGGAGGCUUCCUCGACACGGCCGAUUUCAAGGCUGAUUUUGAGAAUUAUGCGCGCCUCUGCUUCGCUCGCUUUGGCGACAGGGUGAAGAAAUGGGUUACGUUUAACGAGCCGUACAUCAUUUCGAUCUUCGCCCACCACAACGGUGUUCUUGCACCUGGUCGGUGUGCAGCGACUGGCGCCGAUACUAAGACGGAGCCUUGGAGAGUCGGGCAUACCAUUAUCAUAUCCCAUGCCUCAGUCGUUCAGAUUUAUGCCAAAGAGUUCCAGUCUGAUCAAAAGGGUAUCAUAUCCAUCGUGCUCAACGGGCAUUUUUAUGAGCCAUUCGACGCCGAGAGUCAGCUUCAUAGAGACGCGGCGCAACGCCGGAUGGAAUUCUACUUUGGCUGGUUUGGAGAUCCAGUGUUCCUCGGUCAGGAUUAUCCAGACUCCAUGAGGCAGUAUCUUGGCGAUCGACUGCCCCAGUUCACGCCCGAAGAACAAGAUCUCCUCCGGGAGACAGCUUCUAUCAACGCGUUCUACGGCAUGAACCACUACUCAACCAAGUACGCUCGCGCCCUAUCCACUCCUCCAGCCGAUGAUGACUGGACCGGAAACAUCGAAGAGUCUUCAGUGAACGCUCAGGGCGUAGAAAUAGGACCGAUUUCUGGUGUACAGUGGUUGCGUCUCGCACCCGAAGGCUUCCGCAAGCUGCUCAACUGGGUCUGGGAUCGUUACCGGCUCCCUGUCAUUAUCACUGAGAACGGAUGCCCUUGUCCGGGGGAGGAUGACGUUGCUGUUGCGGUUGAGGAUAACUUUCGCCAACGUUAUUUCGGACUUUAUCUCGACGCCAUCUCACGCGCGAUCUACGAAGACGGAGUGCGCGUGGAGGGGUAUUAUGCGUGGACUUUGAUGGACAAUUUUGGUAAGUUCCCCUCCUUGUGA